AUGGCAGAUGGCAGCCACAUUGGCGACUUUAGUCAGAAUGGCGUGGAGGCGACGUCACGUGAUCGGAAGUGCUAUUUCCGGCUGCGUGGCGGCGCUCGUUCAUUGAAUGAUGCGUUGGAGACUGAGAGCCAAUCCGCUCACGAGUUUUCUGUCUCCAUUGUAGCGACGCAGGACGGACCAAUGGGAGAACAGGAAGAACAGAAGUAG
Mesocestoides corti is the source of this 207-nucleotide messenger RNA. The record is from the annotation of a GenBank genome assembly. Lineage: Eukaryota; Metazoa; Platyhelminthes; Cestoda; Cyclophyllidea; Mesocestoididae.